AUGAUCAGCCUUCUGGAAGCUCAAAUCAGCGAGCUGGCAGAGCGCCUGUCGAGAGUUGAAGGCCAUGUCAGGAGCGGCUCGACAACACAAUCAGAGGUCAGCAGACAGAGCACCAAUUCUUCGAUACGCAAGCAGAGCUCUAGCGGAAGUGAGGUGGAUCUUUCUGAGAUGUCUUUCUCCCCAAUCUCAGCACGACCCGCAUCAGAUCGUAGCCUUUCGCUACCCUUCGCCUUGAAGUUUAACAUUCGGAGCGACGACCAACAGUAUUCAACGCCUGAACGCAUGACAGCAAUGCGGGACAUUCUCGUCCGUAACAUCGACCCAUUGUUAAAGAUUGUCCAUCUGGCAUCAAUUCAAUAUCUGUUCGACACCAAAUGUUCAGAGGCGAGAUCCACGCCAUCUGAUGCCAGAGCUUUGAAGUUCGCAAUUUGCUUCGCAGCCGCAGCAAGCCAGGAGCCAUCGGACAGCAAUGUCUUCUCGUCUCCCAGCCACGGGUCACCAGCCAAGACAUACGCGCAUAACUUCGAGAUAUCGUUGUUGAAAGCGCAAUUCAUGUCCAAUCCAACAGUUACCGGGCUUCAAGCCUUGACCAUAUACCUCAUCUGUGGCGCCCAAUUCUUGGACAAGACUUAUGUUUGGUCUUUGACAGCAGUUCUGGUCAGACUGGCCAUGAAGUUGAAGCUGCAUCGCGACCCAGACUCUCAACAAGGCCUCGCAUAUCGAGAUGGCGAGUACAGGCGACGGCUGUGGUGGCAUAUAUGCUCACUUGACGCCUCCACGGCUGAUGCCAGGAACACAGACCCUAUGGUCUACGAAAGACAGUGCAGCACUCGCUUUCCAGCUGCCGUGCAAAACAGCACGAUCAACCAGACCGUGCCAAAGGGGUCUCCAGAAACACUCUUCGCCACUCACUCUCCAGACAUGUUUCAUCGCCUGAUCCGAUUCGAGAUCACAUACUACACCCGCACCAUUCUGUUUUCUGACACAUGCAACGAAGAAAACGAUUUUCCCGUCUUACCAGCAGACGGCAAAUUAUCCAUCAUCGACUCUCUAGAAAAGACUCUGGAAGACAAAUACUAUCGCCGCUGUCAUUACAAAUCAGCGACCUGCAGAAUAGCCAUAACCUCCAGCAAGAUCACCGUCGCCAAAUUGAAGCUCAAAAUCAGACAAGCCAGCACUGCCUGCCAGAAAUACUUCACCAGCGCCGGCGCAGAACAGACCAUAACAGCAUGUAUAGAAAUCGUAGAAGUAACCCAGACACUUCGCACAGACCCAGCGCUGGCCUCCUGGACCUGGCUCUGGCCUCGAGACACAGACCUAGACGCCGCCACCACCAGCCUCCAAACUCUCCACCAAGCCCGCACACGACCCGCCAUCACCCAGAAGGCAUGGACCGCCAUCGACGCCUUCUUCGCCAAUAUCAAGUCAGACUCUGACCUAAUCCGGGACAUUCAGUACUCCCGCCUCAUCGCGCUCCGCAACAAGGCCCAGAAGGGCAAAUGCAAACCCAGCACCGUCAGUCCACUGGGUCGCAGUGAGGGGAGGGCGAGACGGAAGAGUAUGAGCAUUGAUGUUAGCGGGGAGGAGGUUGUGAGAAGUUUUUCCAUGCCUUGUGAUGCGUUGGGCACCAUGUCGGCGCCGACGAGUGCGAAGCAUGGAACUUUUGAUUCGGUGAGUAGUAAGACUAGUGGUGGGACUUCUGCUGCGUGGUCGGCGGAGAGUGCGGGUCCUGCGUGGCCGUUGCCCGGGAAGAGGGGGAGUAUGGUGUUAGAUUUCAUGAUCUGA
Fulvia fulva is the source of this 1785-nucleotide messenger RNA. RefSeq names its product C6 transcription factor asaR. Gene Ontology annotation, biological process: DNA-templated transcription. Gene Ontology annotation, molecular function: DNA binding; zinc ion binding. NCBI's taxonomy places the organism in Eukaryota, Fungi, Ascomycota, Dothideomycetes, Mycosphaerellales, Mycosphaerellaceae. The coding region runs from base 1 to 1785 and encodes 594 amino acids. The transcript has a single exon. The record is from RefSeq and is a predicted model, not a curated record.